Molecule: messenger RNA, 1132 nt
Organism: Psylliodes chrysocephalus
Lineage: Eukaryota; Metazoa; Arthropoda; Insecta; Coleoptera; Chrysomelidae
Source: the annotation of a GenBank genome assembly
AUGGAAAGCAAUGGUAUUCAAGAUAAUGCCGCUUUUAGAAAUAGAUCUAGUACCUGGCACGGGAAAGUUAAGUUGGAACCGGGAUUACAGCCUGUCACAGAGGAGGAUAGAUCGAAAAGACAUGGAUUGUUGGGUCGUCGAAAUAUUUACGGUCAGCAAAGCUACUCAGAUCUCAUCAUAAAAGCGAUUAACUCCACUCCGGACAAAAAAAUGACGUUGUCUCAAAUAUAUGAGUGGAUGAUGGUGAACGUGCCAGUUCUGAGUAACAAGCCCGAAGGAAUGGCCAGCUGGAAGAACUCAGUGAGACACAAUUUGUCCCUGCAUUGCAAAUUCGUAAAGGUACCUAACCCCAGUGCUGGUAAAAGCUCGUUUUGGACAGUGAAUUUAGAUGUAAAACCAAUAAAACCAGCAAGAAGACGAACUGGUUCAUUGGAAACCAACAAAUUCAACUCUAAACAGCAAAGAGCUAAAAGAGCGGCCCAUAAUACCAAAAUAUCUCCUGCGGUAUAUUCUAACGCGCAACUUAUGGAAACCGCAGAACCGUACGUCCUUCCCGGGUACCAGGUAAGUCCGGUUUUUCGAACCAGGACUUGGUCCGACGAGUCAACUUAUAGCCAGCCAUCGCCUAUACCUUCAGAAGAAGUGCUCGUUAAUAUACCAAACCAGAGAUUGGAUAUUCCUAUGCAGUACCACUACCAGCCAUUGUACUCCAGUAGUGGACAAAUCUCCCCAGAUUAUCCUGAAACAAUGAGAAGAUACUGGACUAAACCGUCAGCAAUGUCUCAACGAAUUCACAGCAGUCCAUAUGUUAGAGACGAAAGAAAUUUAGAUUUAUUAUCUAACAAUUUCCAAUGUAACGUAACAUUGGAAAAUGCUCAAAUUGACGACCGUAAUGCGGAAGAAAAUCCAAAUUUUUAUCAUGAUAAUGACACUGGAUACCAAUAUGCCAUGAAUAUUAUCCAUGCAGGAGUCAGACCAGAAACUUUAGACUUAGUUGCUGACGUCGAUAACAUCCAGGUGGACUUACUGAAGAGUCCACUGGAAUGUAACGUGGAUGAAGUUAUUAAUCAAGAACUUAGAAUGGGGGAAACAAUAGAUUUUGUAUAAAAUAGAUUUUAACGGUUUUAUUUAC